Serendipita indica DSM 11827 is the source of this 2274-nucleotide messenger RNA. The record is from the annotation of a GenBank genome assembly. Lineage: Eukaryota; Fungi; Basidiomycota; Agaricomycetes; Sebacinales; Serendipitaceae.
AUGGGGAAACAGCACUCGAAUAGGGGUGCCCUCCUUACAUCCAACCUGCCGCAGCUGCAAAAUCUCAUAAAACGUGACCCACAAGCCUACCGCGAUGAAUUUCUCCAACAAUGGAAUCACUUUCAAAGUAUACAACGUAUAUGGAAGCUUCAGUCAGACAUGGCCGAUGAUAGCCAUCAUUUUCGUGAAUUGGUGAGCUUCAUCGCCCAGGUCGCUCAAUGUUAUCCUGAACAAACAAAGGAGUUUCCCAACGAGCUCGCCACGCUCCUCCGAGAUAAUUAUGCCGGUUUGACCCCUGAACUCCGUCGUUCAUUCAUGCAAAACCUCGUAAUGCUUCGUAACAAGGAGGUCAUUACCUCUUUAGACUUACUCCGAAACCUUUUCCCUCUCCUACCAAGAACAACUUCGUCCUCGCUUCGUUCAUUUAUCCGAACUACAAUUCUCACCGACAUCAAAACAGCAAACGCCCGGACAAAGAACCACAAACUUAAUCGAGCAGUUCAGGCCAUGUUGUUUGGAAUGGUCGAAAAGGACAUGGAUGCCGAAGUCCAAGGAGAUCGAGGAAAAAUACGAGGAUCUAGCCACCCAGAUACUUCAACGCCGUCAACAAAAGGUGUAGAGGCCCUUUGGGCUGUCCUACUCACGAAAGAACUCUGGAAGAAGGGGAUUUGGAAUGAUGCAAAAAGUGUUUCUAUCAUGGCUCUUGGUUGCUUCCAUCCAAUCGCCAAGGUCCAAAGUGCCUCGCUUCAUUUCUUCCUUGGCGAAGAGGAUGAGGAGGAAGAGAGCGACAGUGAAGAAGAGGGACCAGACAUCAAGGCUCUCCAACACCGAAGGGGGAUUAACAAGAAGACGAGGAGCGGAGACAAGAAACUCGCCAAAGCAGAGAAAAUAGCACGAAAGAAAAGAAAGGAAAAUAACCAAGAAGCUAUACCGAAUUUCCCUGCGAUUCAACUGCUCCACGAUCCACAAUCGUUCGGCGAGAAGCUCUACGACGGCCUACUACGAUAUGAUAAACGAUAUUCUUUGGACCACAAACUCCUAAUAAUGCAGCUCCUGAGUCGGGUUAUGGGUGGACACAAACUUUGCGUUCUCGGGUUCUACACCUAUGUUAUGAAGUACCUCACGUAUCAUCAAUUGAGGGUUCCUCUCAUCCUCGUCUCGCUGGCACAAUCUGUCCACGAUCUCACGCCUCCCGACGCAUUGGUCCCGGUGGUUCGAAAGAUAGCGCAAGAGUUUGUCCAUCCAGGGGUUGGGCCGGAAGUCAUCGCCGCUGGCAUCAACGCCAUACGAGAAAUUUGCAAGCGGCAACCUUGGUGCUUGAGUGAAGAAGAUGGAGGCCAAGAGCUCCUCGGAGAUCUUGUUGAGUAUAGGAAAAGUCGAGAUAAAGGCGUGGUCAUCGCUGCGAGGAGCCUGUUACAACUGUACCGAGAAGUCAACCCUGGACUUCUCAAGCGAAGGGAGAGGGGUAAAGGUGCUAGCAUGGGCAUGGCAGCUGGAGCACAACCGUUGCCCUAUGGCCACCAGCGCGCCACUACAGAUAUUGAUGGACUCGAUCUCUUAGAAAGCCACCUGAACAAAAUAAAGGGAGAGGAUGAUGGUGACGAGAGGAUGAGCGACGACGAAGCAGGUUGGGAAAACUGGGAUGUCGAAUCUGAUGACGAGUCGUCGGAGAGUGAGGGUGGAUGGAUGGAUGUCGACAGCGACGGCGAACAAGAGUUCGACCUCAGCGAUAGCGAGGACGAAGCUCCCAAGAACAUCCCGGAAGAACCAAAACAGGACGAGCCGAAACAACCGCCCACGCUGGCGACCACAAAAAUUUUGACGCCAGCUGACUUUGCGUUGCUGCAAGAACUUCGUAUCAAGGAAGCACAGCGAGCUGUCGAUUCAGGGGGCGGCUCUCACUCAAAGCGCAGGUUAGCUCAGCUGGAAGCGCACCGCAAGGCAACUGCGAUGACGACUGAAGACGACCCAUCAGCUGGUAUCGUUACAGAAGCGAAUAUUCUGGGUGUCAGGAAAAAGUCAAAGGCGACAUACGAGGAACGAAUGGCAUCCAUUGCCAAAGGACGUGAAGGACGAGAGAAGUUUGGGAGCUCCAAGGGCAAGAAGAAGAAGGCAGUGAUGAGUAGUUCAACCAAUAAGGAAAAGGGGCGAAACAAGCCGAUGAUGAUGGUACGGCAAAGCUCUGCAGUGCGGGCAAAGAAGAUGGCGAGCAUCAAGGAGAAGCAAAAAAGAGUUCGCGCGCAUAUCGAGCGAGCCAAGAAAUCGUAUCACUGA